Prunus armeniaca (apricot) is the source of this 348-nucleotide messenger RNA. The record is from the annotation of a GenBank genome assembly. NCBI's taxonomy places the organism in Eukaryota, Viridiplantae, Streptophyta, Magnoliopsida, Rosales, Rosaceae.
AUGGACAAUGAUUUAGUUCACGCUACAACGGGGAUCUGGGUGUAUGCCUUCUUGAGUCUGCUCCAGCUUGGACUGGCACCUUAUUGGCUGACAGCACAAGUUCAUAUCUCGCGAGAAGAAGCACAACCAACAGUAAGGGUGGAGGUAAUUAAGGUAGCUGAGGAUGAGUUGAUGAGCAUCAAACCACUUAAGAUAUUCAGGAUUGGAGGUGGCAGGCACAUCACCAGAGGCAACUACCGCAAGAAUCGGGGUGAGCCCAAUUGCAUAGACUCUUUCGACGUCUCUUUGGGCGGAGGAGGAGCUGUAGAAGCCGCGGCCGUUACAGUUGGAGAGGAGGGAAGUGGAUAG